CCAACCCCUCAUAUCAAUCUUCUCCUUCUCCUCUUUUCAUUUCUCACCCUUUUUUUCCUCCCCAUUAUCCCUCUCCCAAUCUCUUCCUCUUCCAUUUCUCUCUCUAGCUCUCUCUGUCCCUUGGGCCUGUUGCUUGCGAUUCCAUUUUGGUGGGCGAGGGGUGUUUUUUUGGGCGUGCCGUUUUCUCCCCUCUUGCUUCUCUCCUCCGGCUUCCAGGAAGGAAGAGAGAAGAAGGUUAGACGACGAACAAGGAGAAGAGACAGGAUUCCAGCAUCUCUGUAUCGGCUUCUUUCGUGCUCCUGCGCGAGAAUAUUUUCUGGGUUUUCUUUGGGUGUUAGAGCUCUCUGAUAUUUGAUUGGGUGUUGGCCUUCUCCCCUUCAGAUUCUUUUAGAUCGGUCGGAGUUUCAUGCUCUCCCUUUGAUCGGUCUUCAACUCAAUCAAUUUACUCUGGUUUUCCUGAUUCUGUCCGCCUUCAUUUAUAUAACAUAUUUAGCCCCAAUGCAAGGGCAGAGGGGUGUAAUUGGCUCCUUGCCAGAGACUUUGGACUUCGACCAUGGAUCAGCUUCGGGUAAUCCCAUCAUGGACCAGCAACUUUGCUGGAACAACCUUAGAACUCCUUCAGAAGAGCGAUUGUCAAACUUCAUGCUGUCUCCAGUUCAGAUGAAUACAUAUGCAAAUCCAAUUGACCAUGAACGCCAGAACUUGAAUCGGUGGAGCCUAGGCGAACCGAGUUCUGGCAGUGCAAGAACAGACAGAAGUCGAGAUAAGCAGAAGAUGGAACAUGGAUCGUCAUCUUCUUCAGCAGCAGCAGCAGCAAGCAUGUCUGCUGAUCCUAGCUCAAGGUUAGAAGAAAGGCGUCAUGAACCAACCCAUAUGCUUUCAUUGAAUAGUGUUGAUGUGAAUGCCCAGUUUGUCCACAGCUCCAAUGCCAAUGGAUUUCCCCAGAAUCUGAACUUGAAUGCAGGGUUGGUGGGCCAGGGUGAUGAUUCUAUGGGAGGGCACAAUAUGAUAUACAAGUCUAGUGGUGCAGAACAUGCUGUUAGUGGUAGUGAAGAUUUCCUUCUCCCUUCCGGAAGUGGAGGAUACCUGAGGGAAGAUGAUGGCAGACCCGGUUGUUCAUUAGAUGGGCGCCGUCAAUCAUGUAAAAGAAAAGCAGUGGAAGGACAUGGGCAGUCCUCUAUGAGUGGUGGUUCUAGUUUGUUUCAGCAUCCAGAGGGUAGUGGUGCAUGGCCAGGUGUUCCUCCCCGGCAGGUCAGCAGCAGUUUGAGUAUAUCAGCUGCUGCACCACCUGAGCAGCAUGUACACCCCAGACUUGUAUUAGGUAUGAGAGGUCUAGGUACUGAAGGUCUUGCUGAUCCCAUGCCAUCUGGCGGAAGCUCACGACAGAGAAAUUUUCGAUUGAGGAUAAAUCCCUCGCAUCAAGAAUCUGUUCCCUCUUCAUUGUUUUCUUCUGGAGGUAUUGUUAGGCAUCACUCGUCCAGACAUAAUAUUCCAGUUGAGAAUUCUUUGGAAUUUAGGUCUUCUCCGUCUGCUGCCGAGGCUCCAAUUUCUCAAGUUCAGCCAGCUGUUAUUCCGGUCACGGCUUUGCCACACAAUGUGCCGCCAUUUAGGUGGAGUGAAACUUCUGGCUCGAGACCUGGUAGCUCAUCAGGUGGUCCUAUUGAUUUGAGCGAUAGAGAGGAGGGAAGCUCAAGAAACACUGCUAGGCAAUUAUGGGAACAUCCUAUGUUUGUACCUGCAACAGAGCCGAGAACUUCUGCUAGAAAUCAGGGGAACAGGAACAACAUAGCUGGUGGAAAUAUUAGUGUUCCUAGUAGCAAUUUUGCUUCUUCUGCUGCAUCCCGGAGUGGUGGAUCGAGUUCAGGUGUUCAUUUGUCCGCUCCAACUUGGGUACCUCAUCAAAAUUCUUCUAGAAACUCUAGACGAUUGGCAGAGUAUGUUCGGAGGUCAUUGUUCUCUUCUGAUGCAGCUGGUGGUGAUCCUGGAACUCAGAGCAGUAAUAAUAAUAAUUCUUCUGCCGCAGCAGAGAUGGUUAUACCUGCUGGAACUAGUAGUAGCCAGGGGCAUCAUCAUCGACCGCAUCCAAGAUCAGCACCAUGGCUUGACAGACUGGGUGGUGAUGGUGUCCUUAGAAUCCCUUACCCCUUGCGAACUUUUAGUGCCUCUGGGGAAGGUCGCAGCAGGCUUGUUUCCGAGCAGAUACGCAAUGUCUUGGAUCUCAUGCGGAGGGGAGAGGGCUUGCGAUUCGAGGAUGUUAUGAUCCUUGAUCAGUCAGUAAUGUUUGGCGUGGCUGAUAUCCACGAUAGGCACAGGGACAUGCGGCUUGAUGUUGAUAACAUGUCAUACGAGGAGUUACUUGCACUGGAAGAGCAGAUUGGCAGUGUCAAUACCGGAUUAAGCGAAGAGGCCAUAGUAGAUCGGCUUAAACAGCGGAAAUAUUCAGCUGCAGUAGAGAGCACCACUGAGGGAGAAACAGAACCGUGCUGCGUUUGCCAGGAGGAGUACAAUAAUGGCGAGGAGAUCGGAACCCUCGAUUGUGGUCACGAUUUCCACACAGGUUGCGUCAAGCAGUGGCUAAUGCUCAAGAACUGGUGCCCCAUCUGUAAAACAACAGGGCUUGCCCCGCAUAAAUAAGGUACGUCCCCACAGGAAACAAAGAAAACAGAUAAGAGGUCAGCAAUGGCGCCCCGGUGAAAAGAAAAGAUCCGAACUUCAUAACAUGGCUGGAAUCAGGAUGCAGAAAAGAACCUUUCUUUGGCAUCUAACAGCUCGUUUGGUUCUCGAUUGAUUGUCCAUGGGGUUAGGCACAUUGCAGACUCAGUAGUCUUACUCUCGUAGGCAAGGAGGGGAAGCUUUAAUGCAUUUAUUUUCUCUUCUCUCUCUCUCUCUCUCUAUUAUAUUUUUUCUUUUGUAUCUUUUAUCGUUUAAAAAGAUGGGGGUGAAAGGGGAGUCAGAUUCCAGAUAGUUGGAUGGAUGAGAGCAGCAGCAGCCAGCAGCUUGUAAAAGGAAAUGUGAAUCCAACAAGCUGCUUUUGGAUUUAUUCUUAAAUUGGAUGGGCUUAUGGAUGGAUGACUAUAUUUAGUUUUAAUUUAUGAAAUUUCUAUUGGAACAGAUCAUUCAUUAUUGAUUCCUGUCGUCAUUUUACUGUUUCCAAUAGAUCUGUGUAUAUUUGCUUUGUUUAGGGUUAGAUAUGGGUGUCGGGCUUUCCAUCCUUGUUUGACGCAUUUUGGGUCAGUGUUGGUGGUCUCCUUUUGCCUUGUUUACAUAGGGAUAAAACUGGAAUUUAGAUGACGAAAUUUGUUUGGACUAUAUGUUGUUGCUGGUGUAGGGUUAGGGGCAUUGGAGCGAGUCAAACUGUUUUGAAAGGCAUCAAACCGCGGACCACACUAAUAAGUUAGCGGCUUGAGUUGUGGUUUGCCUUUGAAGAGAUUUGUGGUUUCGUGG
Molecule: messenger RNA, 3444 nt
Organism: Linum tenue
Lineage: Eukaryota; Viridiplantae; Streptophyta; Magnoliopsida; Malpighiales; Linaceae
Source: the annotation of a GenBank genome assembly